AUGUCAAGGAGAAGGCCUUUCUCUGAUUUCUCUGGAGGCAAGGCUGGCAAGGACAGUGGAAAGGCCAAGGUGAAAGCAGUGUCUCGCUCACAAAGAGCUGGACUUCAGUUCCCCAUGGGCUGUAUCCAAAGACACUUGAAGACUCGCAGCACGAGCCAUGGAUGGAUUGGUGCCGCAGCUGCUGUGUACAGUGCUGCAGUUCUUGAGUACCUCACAGCUGAGGUUUUGAAGUUGGCAGGUAACACUUCCAAGGCUCUCAAGGUAAAACGUAUCACUCCUCGUCACUUGCAGCUUGCUAUUCACGGUGAUGAGGAAUUGGAUUCCCUUACUAUAGCUACAAUUGCUGGUGGAGGUGUAAUUCCUCACAUCCACAAGUCUCUGAUUGGAAAGAAGGGACAGCAGAAAACUGCAGAGAGAAGAGUUUUCAACAGCCCUCUUCCUCCAUGUCAUUGUACUGUAACUGGGACAGAAGAAAUAUGGGGAGAGCCACCAUCAAUCAGAGGAGUCAGGAACAUGCUAGAUGUAACUAACUAUACUUCAGCUUCAAGUGUUCCCUUGAGGCAGAGCCACCCAUGA
Messenger RNA from Euleptes europaea (tarantolino), 576 nucleotides. RefSeq names its product histone H2A.V-like. The transcript has a single exon. The record is from RefSeq and is a predicted model, not a curated record. Gene Ontology annotation, molecular function: protein heterodimerization activity; structural constituent of chromatin; DNA binding. Gene Ontology annotation, cellular component: nucleosome. Bases 1 to 576 code for a protein of 191 amino acids. NCBI's taxonomy places the organism in Eukaryota, Metazoa, Chordata, Lepidosauria, Squamata, Sphaerodactylidae.